Messenger RNA from Spirodela intermedia, 1277 nucleotides. The record is from the annotation of a GenBank genome assembly. NCBI's taxonomy places the organism in Eukaryota, Viridiplantae, Streptophyta, Magnoliopsida, Alismatales, Araceae.
AUGACCACGCUGGAGGAGGAGCACGAGGCUUUCACCUACGCCAUGCAGCUGGUAUGGACAACCGUUCUCCCGAUGGCUCUCAAGGCGGCAAUCGAGCUGAACCUCUUCGAGAUAAUUAAUCGGGCUGGUUCCGGCGCCCAACUCUUCCCCGAGGAGAUUGUCACCUAGCCUCCCACUGAGAACCCGCAGGCGACAGUCAUGGUGGACCGUGUCCUCCGCCUCCUCGCCAGUUACUACAUCCCCACCUACUCUGUCGUCAACGGCGAUGGCGGAAAGGUCCGCAGACGCUAUGGGCCACUGUCUCAAGGUUCCUCACACCGAACGAGGAUGGCGUCUCUGUGGCCCCUCUAACUCUCAUGAACCAGGACAAGGUUUCCAUCGAGAGCUGGUAUUACUUGAAGGACUCGGUUCUGCAGGGGGGGAAUCCCCUUCAACAAGGCCCACGGAAUGACGGCGUCAGAGUACAAUGGGACCGACCCCAGGUUCAACAAUUUGUUCAAGGCCACAAUGUUCAACAACUCCACCAUCACCGUGAAGACGAUGCUGGAGAUCUACGGGGGGUUCGACGGGCUUGGGGUUCUGAUGGACGUUGGUGGCGGGAUCGGCGCGACACUCAACAUGAUCAUCUCCAAGCACCCAUCCAUUAAGGGUAUCAACUUCGAUCUCCCCCAUGUCAUCGCCGAUGCGCCCUCCUUUUCAGGUACGACAAAGGCCAGCACAGCCCCCAGUCCUCGCGGUUCAUUCACAUCCACUAGUUUCUUGUGGCGACGGAAGAAUUAGCCAGGUAGGCAUUAAUUGAAAGAAUUCUCCUUUUCUUGGCGUAGGAGUGGAGCAUGUGGGGGGCAAUAUGUUCGCGAGCGUCCCCAGUGGAGACGCCAUCUUCAUGAAAGUAAUCGACUCUCUCACCAUUGAUUUCCCUGCUUUGCUUCCUCUCUCUCUUAUCUACUCGCUUUAACACUCUCUCGAAGUUGGGUUUGCAGUGGAUCCUUCACGACUGGAGCGACGAGAACUGCCUGAAGGUUCUGACGAACCGCUGGAAGGCGCUGCCGGAUCUGGGAAAGGUCAUCGUCAUGGAGAGCAUUCUACCGCAGACCCCGGAGAGGACCAGGGAGGCGCAGACCCUGUUCCUGGGGGAUCUGCUCAUGCUCGCCUACAACCCUGGCGGCAAAGAGAGGACUGAGGAGGAAUUCCAGUCGCUGGCGAAGGGCGCGGGGUUCACGGGGUUUGCCAAGGUGUGCACCGCCUUCGGCCUCUGGAUCAUGGAGCUCACCAAGUGA